AAUAAUUUAUCUUCAUGUUAUCACCAUAUCAACGUUAGCUAGAGGCCUAGCUAGCUCAGACCAAUCACUUCAGUGCCACCGGAAGUCUUUUCUAUAUACGAUCUUUCACUUGCAUUCUUGAUACAAACCAUCAGCUGUGGCCAAUUCAACUCAUAGUACCCUCACCACCACCAAACCAUGGCCGCCGCCGCUACCACAUGCAGCCACCACCACCACCUUCCCAUCUGACCAUACAAACAUGUUAGGCCUUCGCAAUAUUCUCUUAAUAGCUCCACCAACUUCUUCUUGUCACCACCAGCAGCCGCCACCACACGUUCCCUCUACUCACCAAAUAACCAAUACCACUGAUCAGUAUGGUAUUGCAGACAAUCAAGAGUCUUGGAACACUCUAAAGAAAUACCCGCAAGAAUCAAGUUUCCUUGAAAGGGGAACUUUAAAUGUUCUUCAGGAUUGUGACACUGCAAUAAAUAUUGGUCCUGCAAGAGCAUGUAGGGACUGUGGAAACAGGGCAAAGAAAGAGUGUCAGUACAGGAGGUGCAGGACUUGUUGCAAGGGUAGAGGGUAUGAGUGUACCACUCACCUGAAGAGCACAUGGGUGCCUGCUGCGAGGAGGCGCGAGAGGCUUGGUUAUAGUAGCGGCGGCGGCGGCUCCUCUGCUUCUUCUUCUGGUGGUGGCUGUAUUGGUGGUAAAAGACCAAGAGAAAAUGUGCCUGCUACAUCCAAUAGUUUUAGUACUUCUAAUAACAAUGCUGCUGCUUCUUUUGUUUUGGAUACUGGCUCUAGUUUCCAGGAUGCAAGCUUCAAACAGUCCUUGCCAGUUCAAGUUCACGCCCCAGCAGUUUUCCGGUGCGUCAGGGUGACAGCCAUUAAUAGUGAUGAAGCUGAGGUUGCCUACGAAGCCAAGGUGAAUAUAAGCGGUCAUGUUUUCAAGGGCUUUCUUUAUGAUCAAGGGAUGGAUGAGAAAAACCUGUUUCCAUGUAUUUCAAAAAUGCAUUCCAGUGAAAGAAAUAGAGACUCCUCCUCGCCAAUCGUUGAUCCACCGGAUGCUUACGCAGCCUCUGGCAACCAGAGAUUGCUUGAAGGUAAUGGAUGAGGCCCAGCCUUGCAGGUUUUGGCUUAAAUGCAGAAGGCGUGAACGCCACCUUUUGUCCUAAAUUCUACUACCACAAAUGGCAUGCCAAUUCUCUACUGUAUAGGAUAAUAGGAAUUUCUUAGUUCUCUUAGUUUUGCUUCUGAGGUGAAACUCCUUUGGUUGUGUUCUUAGUGCCUUUGUUCAGUUUGAAGUGUCCUUUCUUUAA
Molecule: messenger RNA, 1298 nt
Organism: Populus euphratica (Euphrates poplar)
Lineage: Eukaryota; Viridiplantae; Streptophyta; Magnoliopsida; Malpighiales; Salicaceae
Product: protein LATERAL ROOT PRIMORDIUM 1
Exons: 3
Coding region: 239-1093 (284 amino acids)
Biological process (GO): positive regulation of DNA-templated transcription
Cellular component (GO): nucleus
Molecular function (GO): DNA-binding transcription factor activity; DNA binding
Source: RefSeq, a predicted model, not a curated record